AUGGACUCAAUUGUCGCUCAAAUCAAAGCCUUGGCCGAUACUGCAAAUGAGGCCGGUCGGCUGGAGAUCAUAAAGACUCUUCAGCAGGUGAAAGUUGACCUUCAAACUCCAAAAGAUGUCUUGUUUGAGCUUGUUGGUCUUGGUGGCACAACCAUUGCGAUGCUGAGAGUCGGCCAAGACCUGGGAAUCUUUGAUCUGCUUUCGAAGACUGAAGUUUCUAUUUCCGUGGCUCAAGUCGCCGAGAGAGUAGACGCAGCUCCUGAGCUACUGGAGAGAGUUCUCCGUCACCUAGGAGCAACCAACACCAUCAAAGAAACAGGACCAAAUGAAUAUACUGCGAACGAUGUGACCCAAAUCCUGGGUAGUCCUUUUGGCGAGGGUCUUAUUCAUCAGGCAUUCAACCUCUACUUGCCUCUCAGCCAAGCAACGCCAACGUUCUUUGCAGAAAAUAACUACAAAGACGUAAUUGACAACCGGCACACACCACUCCAAAAAGCAUUCGACACGAAACUGACGUCGUUCGAAUGGUUCUUCCAACACCCAGAGUACAUGGAAGCAAUGCACAAGACCAUGGGCGCACUGCAAGGAACCGAAUGGACAGAAGGGUUCACCCUCCUCGAGACUGAAAUCCAAAAGGUCACCGUGACACCUCCGACCCCCAAAUCACACCCAUUCCUAGUGGACAUCGGCGGCAGCCACGGCCACCAAUGCAUUGAACUAGCAAAGAAAUACCCAAGUCUUCUGAACCACCUGGUCUUGCAAGACCUCCCUGUGACAGUCGACAAACUGGCACCAAUAGAAGGUGUGAAGGUUGAAGCCUAUAACUUCUUCGAGACACAGCCCGUGAAAGACGCCAAAUUCUAUUACCUCCGCCGAAUCAUGCACGACUGGCCCGACGAUAAAGCAGCGCAGAUCCUAGUAAAUACUGCUGCGGCCAUGGGACCCGACUCGCGCAUUUUGAUCGACGAUGUGGUUAUGCCUGAAACCGGUGCGAACUGGCAGGCAACUAUGGCUGAUAUUUCAAUGAUGAUCUUGGCUGGGAGGGAGCGCAGUCGAUCUCAGUAUGAGCAUCUUGCAAAAUUGGCAGGAUUGCAGGUUCAGUCUGUUCAUUCCUAUGCUGCUUCGACUUAUACUGCUAUUGUUGUCAUGGUCAAGGAGUGA
Molecule: messenger RNA, 1161 nt
Organism: Penicillium nucicola
Lineage: Eukaryota; Fungi; Ascomycota; Eurotiomycetes; Eurotiales; Aspergillaceae
Exons: 5
Coding region: 1-1161 (386 amino acids)
Molecular function (GO): O-methyltransferase activity
Source: RefSeq, a predicted model, not a curated record